Molecule: messenger RNA, 3352 nt
Organism: Erinaceus europaeus (western European hedgehog)
Lineage: Eukaryota; Metazoa; Chordata; Mammalia; Eulipotyphla; Erinaceidae
Gene: SLC20A1
Product: solute carrier family 20 member 1
Exons: 11
Coding region: 503-2569 (688 amino acids)
Biological process (GO): phosphate ion transmembrane transport
Cellular component (GO): membrane
Molecular function (GO): phosphate transmembrane transporter activity
Source: RefSeq, a predicted model, not a curated record
CGUGCACCGCACUGUGAUGGCUGCCGGCUCCCGCUGCCGGCUUCCUUUUCUCCAGUGCUUAAGUGCCGGCGGCUGCCUCCUGGGUGCAUUGUCAGUCGCUCAGGACUCUUCCUGGAGGCUUUGCUUGGGCUGUCCGCUCGCUGGCCGGGUGCGGGGGUCCGUGAGUCCUGCCCCUACCGCCUACGCCUGGACCCUCGUGCGUGUCGGCCUCCUGACUCCUCUGGAUGAACUUGCGUCCUUUCUCUUCUUCGCCAUGGAAUUGUGCUCCGUGCUGUUAGCCCUCCAGAGCCAAAGAUACCCCAGACAACAGAUGCCUCUACGCAGCGUAUAGCAGUAACUCCCCAGCCCGGUUUCUGUGCCGUAGUUUACAGUAUUUAAUUUUAUAUAAUAUAUAUUAUUUAUUAUAGCAUUUUUACAUUACCUCAUUCCGUUUACACAUCUUGAAAAAGCCGCUCAGUAAUUCUUCCUAGUUACAAGAAACACAAAACCACUACUCUCGAGAAUGGCAUCUACGAGAAUGGCAUCUACCGUGGCAACGCUGACUGCCAGUACUAUUGCUGCUACCGCUGCUUCCGGUCCGCAGGGGGACUCUCUGUGGAUGCUCAUCCUGGGCUUCAUCAUAGCAUUUGUCUUGGCAUUCUCCGUGGGGGCCAAUGAUGUAGCAAAUUCGUUUGGUACAGCCGUGGGCUCAGGUGUAGUGACCCUGAAGCAAGCCUGCAUCCUAGCUAGUAUUUUCGAAACCUUAGGCUCUGUCCUACUGGGGGCCAAAGUGAGCGAAACCAUCCGGAAGGGCUUGAUCGACGUGAACAUGUACAACUCCACCCAAGAGCUAAUGGCCGGGUCCAUCAGUGCGAUGUUCGGUUCUGCUGUGUGGCAACUAGUGGCUUCAUUUUUGAAGCUUCCCAUAUCUGGAACCCAUUGUAUUGUCGGUGCGACCAUUGGUUUCUCUCUUGUGGCAAAGGGACAACAGGGUGUCAAGUGGUCUGAACUGAUAAAAAUUGUGAUGUCUUGGUUCAUUUCCCCGCUGCUUUCUGGUAUUAUGUCUGCAAUAUUAUUCUUCCUCGUACGAGCAUUCAUCCUCCGCAAGGAAGAUCCAGUUCCUAAUGGUUUGCGAGCUUUGCCCAUUUUCUAUGCUUGCACAGUUGGAAUAAACCUCUUCUCCAUCAUGUAUACUGGAGCACCUUUGCUGGGCUUUGACAGACUUCCUCUGUGGGGUACCAUCCUCAUCUCGGUGGGAUGUGCUGUUUUCUGUGCCCUUAUCGUCUGGUUCUUUGUAUGUCCCAGGAUGAAGAGAAAAAUAGAACGAGAAAUAAAAUCUAGUCCUUCUGAAAGUCCCUUGAUGGAAAAAAAGAGUAGCUUGAAAGAAGACCAUGAGGAAACAAAGUUAUCUCUCACCGAUAUUGAGACCAGGAAUUCUCUUUCUGAUGGAGGGUCCACCACUAUGCCUCUCCGGGCUGUGGUGGAGGAGAGAACAGUUUCAUUUAAACUGGGAGACUUAGAGGAAGCUCCAGAGCGAGAGAGGCUUCCUAGUGUGGACCUGAAAGAGGAAACCAGCAUAGAUGGUGCCAUGAACGGUGCAGUGCAAUUACCUAAUGGAAACCUUGUUCAAUUCAACCAAGCUGUCAGUAACCAGAUAAACUCCACUGGCCAUUAUCAGUAUCAUACUGUGCAUAAAGAUUCUGGCUUAUACAAAGAGCUGCUGCAUAAAUUACACCUUGCCAAAGUGGGAGACUGCAUGGGAGAUUCUGGUGACAAACCCUUGAGGCGCAAUAAUAGCUAUACUUCCUAUACGAUGGCAAUUUGUGGCAUGCCUCUGGAUUCAUUCCGUGCCAAAGAAGGUGAACAGAAAGGUGAAGAAAUGGAGAAAUUGACGUGGCCUAACACAGACAGCAAAAAGCGGAUUCGGAUGGAUAGUUACACCAGUUACUGCAAUGCUGUGUCUGAUAUUCACUCUACAUCUGAGAUGGAUAUGAGUGUCAAGGCAGAGAUGGGCUUGGGUGACAAAAAAGGAAGUAGCAGCUCUCUGGAAGAAUGGUAUGACCAGGAUAAACCAGAAGUAUCUCUCCUCUUUCAGUUUCUACAAAUUCUUACAGCCUGCUUUGGGUCAUUUGCUCACGGAGGCAAUGAUGUCAGCAAUGCUAUUGGUCCUCUGGUUGCUUUGUAUCUGAUCUAUGUUACUGGAGAUGUAUCUUCAGAAUACAACAUACCAAUAUGGCUCCUGCUCUAUGGUGGUGCUGGUAUCUGUAUUGGUCUAUGGGUUUGGGGACGGAGAGUUAUCCAGACCAUGGGGAAAGAUCUGACACCAAUCACACCCUCAAGUGGCUUCAGUAUUGAGUUGGCAUCUGCCCUCACAGUGGUGACUGCAUCUAAUAUUGGUCUUCCCAUCAGUACCACACAUUGCAAAGUGGGCUCUGUUGUAUCUGUUGGCUGGCUUCGAUCCAGGAAAGCUGUUGAUUGGAGACUCUUUCGUAACAUUUUUAUGGCCUGGUUUGUCACAGUUCCUAUCUCGGGUGUAAUCAGUGCUGCUAUUAUGGCAAUUUUCAAGUAUCUCAUCCUCAAACAUCCUUGAAAUGGAGAUACAAGUUCAAAUUUGUGUAAAUGUUUGGGACCACCAUAUACAUUCCUGCUCCUUUGAAGAAUGAUUGCAGUGUUAACAGAAGACCGAGAAGAGCUCUUAAAGUUUGGGAGCUCUGGGAGGGAAGUGUUACUUAUGCUAUACAUGCUUAUGUGCUAAAUAUUACUUGUCUCAAAAUUAGCUAUGUAAAAUAGCUGGGUUUCCACUGACUCCUAUUGAGCUCCCUUUUCUUUUUGGGCUGUGAAUUCCUGUACAUAUUUCUCAACUUUUUGUAUAAGGCUUCAAUUCCAUUAUGUUUUAAUGUUGUCUCUGAAAAUUACUUGUAAUUUUCUUUUUUAAACCAUACAGAACCAUUUGACUGAGUGUACUUUGCUUUGUUGGUUUCACCAGCUUCUACCCUGACAUGCACAGGGAUUUAACAACAAAAAAUGUAACUGAAGCUUCCCUUGUAGUCUCAUACAGAAAUAGAGUCAUUUGUACUCUGUCCUACUGUUAGUAGUGGCAGGUUUGAUUGGCAUAUUUGGAAACUUACAGAGAUGAGGUUCUUUGGACACAGUGAAAAUUUUAGUAAUAUUAUAAGCAAUUUAAUGACUAUUGUUGCUGAAGAGUGGGGGGGGGAGGCCUUCUGCCAAUCUUAGUUGUUUCUUUAAGAUUUCUGGCAGUAUGGAACGGAUGGAUUAAGUGGACCACAAACAUUGGGCAAGUUAACGGGACAGCCUUCCAUGUUCAUCUGUCUACCUCUUAAACUAAAUAAAAAAGCCUACAAUUUUUACAAAA